AUGUUCCAAUACGAAUAUGAAAAACGUCCGCCAUCGCGGGAUAGCAGAGCGACUGUAUCUAGAGACUGGCAUUCCAGACCGUUGCCGCCUCGACCUGAAGAUGUUUUGCCAGCUAAGACCAGUGUACCACUAAAAGUCUGGAUCAUAGCCAGUGCGUCAUGCUUCGCAGUGUGUGGGGCGUUGGUCCUUGCAACCAUUGUCAUCACCAGAUGGGGUUCCAGUGAAAGUUACAUCUCCAGGGAAAUGUACGCAGAGGCCAGGGAACCAAUGUACCCAAAUCCAUAUCCACCGCGACCAACAGCAACGACUGCAAAAUUAGAAGUAACACCUGAAGAAAUGGAUAACGACAUACAAUUCCCUAUCUUAGAAAAGCUGUCCAUAUUCAAAAAUAUAGUCGCGAAUCGAGAUAAAAAGAAAGACGAUAAAAACCUGAUAUCUAAACCACAAAUUCAUCCUCUCCACGACACAUCUUUGCACCAUCCCGAACGGAAAAUCGAAAAGAAAGAUCAAGCAAAACUUCCCGAAGAUUUCAUCCCAAAAGUACCAGACUUUAAGCCAACGUUACCCGAUGUCUUUUUGGAUGGUUCCAUAAAGCUCUCAGAUGGAUAUAUUGCUGGACUGAAACAAACUGAAGAUAAUUAUGAAGAAUACUAUAACGAUGACAAUUUGUAUGAUGAUUAUAUGCAAAGUAACACAAUGACCAGUUAUUUAAUAGAAAAAGUUCAGGAGUUACACGAUUGGAUAUCAUCAGACCCUGAUUUUGAGGGAAAAUCUGAAAAACAUAAUACUGGCAACGAGUUUGGACAACUUUUGAAAGCCUUAAACGAAAGUAUAAUUGAAGGAAAUGUGACUAUUGUAAUGAAUAAACUCAGAGACUUAUAUUUUGGAGAAAAUUUCACUCACUCCAAUCAGAGUAGGAAAGUUAUUUCGAGUAACAGUACCGAUUUGCUGUCAUUUGGUAUUCUCACGUUAGAUGUGAUGUUGCUACAUAAUAUCCAGUUAAUGGCAUGGGAAAGUCAGGAAUUAUCACGUAAUAAGAUGCUGAAAGAUCCAGACGUGUUUGCUUUUAACGCACUCUUCAUGGAGCCAGGCAAAAUAGAAGCGAAACGGAAUGAGUUACAUCAUCAAUAUGACAAUUCUAUUUACGGGAAAAGGCAAAAUCGUCAAGAAGAAGAGUUGGAUGUUGGCAAGAACCUUCUAGAAAAUGUAAUGGAAAUAGGCAUGAGUACUGCACGAGCUGCCAUACAUUUGGGUAGAGCUUUCAAAAAUACCAAAAUAGUUUUAAACCAACUGUCCAAUAAAGAAGCACUUGCUGCCAACAUACAAAGUCAAUUAUCGCGUAACAUUGAUGCCAACACACACGCGCUAAAUCAUUUACAAACGUCAUUUAGUAAGAAUGACAGCUCCAGUGUUGCCAACGCUACGGCGUAUACCGACUUAGAUUGCAUUUGGUUGUUGUAUUGCAAGAAUUUAGUAGUAACAGGAAAAUUAAAUCCUCCAUAUGGAACUAUGGCUCGAAUUAAUGGAUUAGCUUUAAGAAUGCUGACAGGGGAACUUCAAGCUGACCGCGCCAUCGACACCAUGUUGUAUGAAGCACUGACCGGAUGGACUGAACUUAAGUGUACAGAUAUGUUCCCAAGAUGCAGCAAAGUCAACACAGCGACAGUGGUCUUGGAUUCCAUAUUACAGCCGUUGCGAAAGUCGCAAUCUUCUAAUAGAUUA
Messenger RNA from Brenthis ino (lesser marbled fritillary), 1722 nucleotides. The record is from the annotation of a GenBank genome assembly. Lineage: Eukaryota; Metazoa; Arthropoda; Insecta; Lepidoptera; Nymphalidae.